Molecule: messenger RNA, 10055 nt
Organism: Porites evermanni
Lineage: Eukaryota; Metazoa; Cnidaria; Anthozoa; Scleractinia; Poritidae
Source: the annotation of a GenBank genome assembly
AUGUCUUACGCUCCUUUUGCUCGGCUGUGCCGUGGUUUUGUCAGCAGACGUGUUGUAAACUCUACUCUCGCGCGGAACAUGGCAAGCGAACGAAGACACAAGAUUCUCGUCACACGAAGAGUACCACAAGCUGCCAUAGAAAUUCUCAAGGAUUCUAAAAGGUAAACAGUUUUUGCAUGAGGUAUCAUUGUGCUUUUUCGGUGGCUCCUUAAGACAGACUUUUUGAAUAUGUUAAACUUACACUAUUUGCGAUGCGGUUCGAGGAAAACGGCACGUAGUCAUUUGGGAGUCAUUUAUCUAUUCCUUUAUGAAUUAAAUUAAUUAAUGGUAAGCCCUUAUUGCAAUUGAAGGAGAAAAGAGAUGGUGAAAUUAGAAUCCCCUUUUACUUGUCAGUAUUAAAACACAGACUCGACGGAUGGUGUCCUUUAUAGUCUUUUAUAGCUCACUGGAAUUGCACGAGUACGCGAGAAGCCUUUGUUUAGUUAUAUGUUUGUUUGUUUUUUCAUUGAAGAGAGGUAAACUAAUUAAGGAUGUAUCUGUUUACAUGGAGACUGAGAGUUACUAGAGAGGUAGGGGAAGGUAGCAGGCUAACCCCAGAACUCACACUUUUCUUUCCCUUUGUGUGAGAUGCUGUUCAUCACGCAAACAUGAUUUGAACUCCCCAAGGUCCUCUUUCUUGGGUUUCUGAGUCAUUCAGACAGGACAUUUACUGACUGUCCAAACCAUUUUCCAGAUUUCAACUUGGAAAAUUUAAAGUUUUUCCCUAAAAAUAUAUUUAUUACAAAAAAUUUGACCAAUUUCCGUAAAACGGUGGAACCGGUAUGGAUCGGUGCCUGGUUAGAGCCUUAAAUUUAAAUUUACAGUUGAACCUCUCCACAAUGGCCACCUCACAGACAGAAGAAAGUGGCAGUUGUGGAGAGGUGGCCGUUAUGGGGAGGUAGGGGUGUAAUAUGACAAAUUUUUUAGGGAGUACAACAUGUUUAUUGUGUUAAGUUCAUGGCAACAUUCGCUAUGAGCAUCAUAGACACUUUUUGCUGAAGCAGUAUAAAUGGAACACAAUCAAAAUACAGUUGCUGCGAUUAAUCAUCAACACACCAUGUAGAUCAAAUUUCAUGACAUUCUUCAGUCGCGCUGAAACAACUGGCCAUUGUAGAGAGGUGGCCAUUGUGGCACCUGUUAUUGGAGGUUUGACUGUAUUUGAAGGACAAAGAUCAGUUGAUCUUCACUUAUUUAAGGGCAAGUAUUUAUUAAAUUAUUUCAACACUUAAAACUUUCCAGUACUCUUCAUUGCAUCCUAUUCUCCAAGUUAAUAUUUAAACUAUUCAUUCAUUACUGAAAGCUGUGAUUUGGAUCACUGGGACUCAGAUGAUCCUAUUCCCAGAGGUGAACUUCUGAACCGAGUGUCUGGGGUGGAUGGACUUUACUGCCUCCUUACAGAGAAGAUUGAUGCCGAGUUACUUGAUGCUGCUGGUUAGUGUUCAAUACACACCAUGGCUGUUCACAACUUCAUCUGUUGUCUAAAACUAUCAUGUAGAAAUCGUUGGACAAAGUUUCUUGUAAAUUGGGGAAGCACUCUUAUCAAAAAGGUUCAUGCCAGCUAAUGGAUGAGCCUUUUUUUCGUGGAAGAGCCUUGGUGAAAACAUCAUUAAUGGGCUUGUGACACAUUCUUUGCCAUCUUUUUAAGGAGCGAGAACGUUUUGCACAUCAAUUGAGUUCCAAAAAAUGAUGGUUCAGUGUUAUUUUUUUAUAUUAUUUGCUUUGUUAUGUCUUAUUGUAUUAAUCUAUAAUACUAGCUCAGUUUGAUAAGCUGUACUCAUGAACUCUAAAAAUUCGACUCCUGGACACCAAACGGAAAGAAAAAAAAACAAAUAUGAGACUCUGAGACCCAGCAUUUUUCAAAUUCAAAUUUGGGGUUCCAAGGUGCAAAAAUCACCUGAAAACGAGACUUUUGAGACCCAUCAAAAAUGCUUCAAAAAUUUUGAGAUUGGGCCAAAAUCAGUUUUCUGAGACCCACGUUUUUCAAGGUACCCGUCUACACCCCUCAAAUGCAAAGUGUAGCUUACAUCAGAUACUCUUUAUCAGUUUAUUAGCACCAUCAAAUGAAUGAUAAAGGGAUUUUUGUUAUGUUUGUGACUAAUUUCAUCUCCUACUUUGAGAACUGUAGAGCUGUGAUCUUUGUUCACCACAUCGUCUCUCAAUCUUUUUUCUUUACUUUGAAGAGAAACAAGGGGCACUCUAUACAUCAUUUAACUUUGGUCUGAGUUUGAAUAAAUCUAUAUUACACAAAUUUCAUAUUUACACAUUACGCAGGUCCACAGCUCAAGAUCGUGAGCACAAUGUCAGUAGGGUUUGAUCAUGUCAGUUUGCCAGAAGCUGCUAAAAGGUAAGAACAUCACCACAAAUAAUAUUAUUGUUGCAACCAAACAGAGAGGUCAUGGUUCAAUGAUAUGGAUUGCUAACUAGAUUUCUAGAAUUAUCAAACAGGGUUGGCCAGGGUUUUUGGGUAUACGGUAUACAGGGGCUUUUUAAAUUGGGUAUACGGUAUAUUGCAGCUUAAAUACAGGUAUUUGGUACAUCACUUUCUUUGAAUUUCAGGUAUAAAGUAUACCUGGGUAUAAUUUUGGGUAUAUUUGGAUGAAUUUUGGGUAUUUUUGGGUAUUUUGGCAAAUUGUUUUCGGAUAAACUGGUAUACCACUACCUCCCCUGGCUGACCCUGAUCAAAGAGUGGCCUGACCACUAGCUUUUACUGUAGUUGUUUCUCAGUCCCCCCGACUGUAUUUAGUACUUUCAUUAGGCAAUUACAGUCAAUUAACAACCAUCAUAGAUAAAUGUAAUGGUCAAAAUGAAUUUCUCUUUUAAUUUAUAGACAUACACUGCCAUCAAUGUUCUCUGAGUAAUUUUCAUUUGCAUAAUUAUUUUGAUGUUUGAUUGUGUAGAGGGAUUCCUGUCGGUCAUACUCCAGGAGUGCUAACAGAUGCAACUGUAAGUCAAUUUAAAUGUCUUGUUUUAAAGACAUUAGUAACCCAAACAUAGAAUUAACUGUCUCCAAACACACAAAAAUUAAAAUUUAACCUUAAUUAAAUUAAUGCUCUCUGUAAAAUUAACAUACUACUACGUAGAAUAAUUUGAUUAUGCAGUGGAGUCUACUUACAACUUUAACUUGCAGCUGUAGAUUAACCUAAAACUGGUGACAAAAUUAGUUGAGACACUUUGCCCUGACGGAGGGCCUUUCAAAUGUUUUGCCAAGUUAAAAAAGGAAAAAUAAGGCUUUUCCUUCCCCAUCGCCUCCAUGCAGUGUUGUGCCACUGUUCGUGGCUGCUACCUGUUGAAAACAACAAAUGCCCCAACUUACAAGUUAUUAGAAUGGAGGUCAGAGGGGAGGGGUGCAGAAAUGUUCUCUGAAGUUACCCCAUUUCAGGACAAUGUCUCAACAAUUUUGUUGGCAAUCGUAGGUAGAAUUGUGGUAACACAUUUAACCUAGAUUGAAUACUGAUUUAACCUGAGAACAGAUGUUUACCCAUAACAUAACCACCACUUAAUCAGAUGGAUGUGGAUGCAGAUGCCAGAAAACACAAUUGCCCCCAUUCUGUCAUACCACUGCUGUUCUUGUAGCUUAGCUGUAGUAGUGAACCAUUCAUGUAUCCCUGACCCCUUUCUUGUCUCAUGUGUCUCCUGCACCACAAGACAACCUGCUUGAAUUCUAGUGCUCCACUGUUUCCUCAAAAAUGCCUGCACGUACAUGUAAGAUAGAAAAAAAACUGUUUCUAGUUGCCUUUACAGUUUGGAUUAGAAGUUAGAAAAACCUUCCUUAUUUUAAUUUCUUUUGAAUUUUUCCUUACAGUACAGAUUAUAAAAUUUAUCAAUUUUUUUUGUUAUAAUAUUUGCACAAUAGUUAUAAUAUUAACAAUAUGUAUUUUUUUUGUAGGCCACCCUGACAGUGGCCUUACUUUUGGCUACUCAGCGGCGAUUGAUUGAAGCAGCCGCAGAAGUGAAAAAGUAAGUUGUUAAAUCCUUUACAAAAUCCUCUUUCCUUGUCUGCGACACUAGUAUGUUGACAAAUUCAUUAUGGAUCCUUACAAAGCUGUUGUGCUAUUACCCGUAAUGUACUGUAGGUUCUGUGCCAUUCCUCAGCAAGUGAAGACCAAAAGUGAGAAAAAGGCUUCUGCUUUUGCAAGCUGCUGAAGGCUUAAGCUACAUCACUGCAUUUUGCAUUAUAAGAUGUUUUUUUUUUCUUUUUUAACCCAGUGUUUUUAUUUUCUGCUUGUGUGUUUUCAGUGGUGGGUGGGGCACUUGGAAGCCACUGUGGAUGUGUGGGCCAACAUUGAUGGGUAGCACUGUUGGAAUCGUUGGAUUUGGAAGAAUUGGUUGGUAUUUUUGUUAACAUACUUCCUGUUUAAUUCAAGAGAGCCUGUAAAAGCCCUAAGUCAUUUCUAAUUGUCUUCUUGACUUUCUUGUCAAAAUGCAUCGUAUAAAUUCUAAGAGAAACCAAGGGAGAAGUGGUCAUGAAAGUGGAAAUGAUCCUAGCAGUUGAAUAAACAACCUAAGUGGUUCAAAAAGAACCUGAAAAAAGAUUAGGCUUGACCCAGUAUCAUUACCCUGAUGUUUGCGAUGAUCGAAUAUGAUGCUCUAUCCAUUAAGCUAAUCAAGCCCCUGGAGAGCAGGCUAUUGUGUGUUUGUAAAUUAUAUACCUGUCUUUACUUGAUGUUAAUCACUUUGUUAGAUACUGGGUAUUUACUGACAUGUAUGCUGUAGGGAACAAGAGUGGUGUAGUGGUGGAAGCACUCACUCCCACCUAAUGUGGCUUCAUAUUUUGAAUCACGGAGACAAUGUGAUGUUUGAGUUGAUUCUGUUGUUGGUUCUCUUCCUUUCUUCCUUUCUUCGAGAGGUUUUUUUUCUUUACCCACUCUCAUUUUCCCCUUUCUUGAAAACCAACAAUUCCAAAAUCCAAUUACACCAGGGAAAUGGUAGAUACAAAGAGCCACAGACUCUUUAUGUUUAUUUGCUACCAUCAAAAUCAUUAUUUUAUUUAUUUAUUUGUUAUUUAUUUGCUUAUUAGUUGCUGUAAUUCAUCAUAUCCUUCAGGUGUUGCAGUGGCACAAAGACUUGCUCCAUUUGGUGUUGCAAGAUUUUUGUAUGCUGACGUCGAAAAGAAGCCAGAAAAUGGUGAGUCAAACUCCAUUUAUAAGGCAGCAGUGUCAAUAGUCUCUGAUUUUAAGUAAAAUACCCUUCCCUCCCCUGUGGAUAUAUUUUUUGGUUUCAUUUAAUUUACAAGUACCUCCUUACCCAUCCCUUGGGGUAUUUAAGGUUUGUUUUAUAGUUCCUUGAAGAAGGUAAGAAGCUGGUCAUGUUACCCCUUCUAGUUUGGCCAAAGCCAGUUUUCAUUGUAAGGUGAUCCAGAUUUCACCAUCCUGGAAAUUUUUGCUUCUCGAAUGGGGGAUCUUGGGCUUUGGAAUCUGGCAUUCAGCUCAAGGAAUGCAAAAUCGUUUGGAUAAUCCAAGUUCCAACUCUGGAAUCCAGUACCUGUAAGAAUCCAGUACCAGAAUCCUUAGCACGGCAUACAGAAUCCCAGAUUGUCUUGGAGUGACACUUUUGCCAUCACUCAAUAAGCCAUGUUUUAAUUGAGCAGGGGGCUAGGUACAAAUGUGUAUUAAGUCAGUUGAAUUAAGAAAUUAAGAGAAUUCAAACGUAUGUGCAUUUUUUAAUUUGAGUGUUUUGCCUGAAGUGUACCUUGGAAAAGAUCUGUUGGCAUGUGGCCAACACAAAAACAUGGAAUGCAAAUAUGGUAUGGUGGAGUGACAUGCACCAAGCUGUAACAAUUCAAUGACUGAAGCUCAAGUUUCCACUGACUGAAAGUCUAAUGACGUUUUAAAUUUUAUUUUGUCUUAAUUAGUUGAAAAGAUGGUCACACCCAAAGCCGAACAUGGUGAGAUAUUUAUUGUUUGUCAAUAUAUUGUCAUACUGCAUGUACAGAUGAUUUGUUUUGCAUCAUCCUCCUAGGAUAUUAUUAUUAUUAGAAGGCAGUUAUUGUAUCGCCAGAAAAAUAUCGGCAUUAGAAUCCGAUUCUGAUUUGGCAGAGUAAGUUUUGAUUGACCGUAGUGACAACUGACAUCAUAAUGUAAGCUUAAAUUGUAUGGUUUCCAUUGAACAUCACCCUAAGUACCUUCAUUGUUCUUGGUAACUUUUAGUUUAACAUUUUCAACCAAAGAAUCUUACCUGAAACAUAACCUAAUAGUUCUCCUGUCUGAUACCAUGGGUUAAUGUCAUGAGAAGAACUGGGUGUUAAACAACUAAAUCCCUAGAAAAUUUCAAUGUCAUUAAUGCUGAUAAUAAAUUUUAAAAUAUGUGUCAUUUUGUCGGCUAACUGAGCUUAUGAGAGUAUUCUUUUCUAAAUAUUUCAGUGGAUAUGGAGACGUUGUUUAAGGAGUCUGACUUUGUGACUGCCCACACUGCUCUUACACAAGAAACAGCAGGUAAAGUUGAAAUCUCAACAACACCAUUGAAACCCACAAGUCCAGCUGUGAAUGUCAAGGGAUAGGUGUUAUCGUCACUGCAGGCCCCCACCCCCUUAUGAGAGGCGCGUUUAGAAAAGUGUCAAUGGACAUUAUCAAUGUUUUGAAGUUUGGCUCAAAUAUAGGAAAUCGAUGGAAUUGGAUUUUUUUAUGGUGGCUGUCGCAAUCCCUAAUUCAUUUCCUUAUGGGGGUAUGGAAAUCUGAAUUCAUCAUUUUCACAUAGACAAUAAUGCACCUUCACAUAGACCAUAAUGCACCUUGUUUACCCCUUAAAAUUUUGUAACACCAUUGUGUUCAAUUUCUCUUGAGACGACCAUAAUAACCAGGAGAAAUUGGAAACAAUGGUUAUGCAAAAUAUUGCCGGGUAAACAACUUGCCUUAUGGUCUAUCUAAAAAUGGUAAAUUGGGGCAAAAUAUCUUUUCGGAACUUUUUUCUUCCAUACGGGGGCAGUCAGAAAAUGGCUUCUCAGUAACAUGAAUUUCUUGCGGGCUGGGGGUGCGGAUUAAAAAAUGAAAUGUCCCAAUACAUGAGCGACACUCCAGAUAGAGGACUCGGUACUUUUCCAUUUGGAAAAAAAUCGUUAACUCACCGGUUUUUCUAAAGCAAUUAUGAUGAGUUUGUUAUCUCAUCUGGAACACGUAACCGUUUAUGCAUCUCUUUUUUCCUGCACACAGGUAUGUUUAACAAAGAUGCUUUCUCAAAGAUGAAAAACAAUGCGGUUUUCGUGAACACUAGCAGGUAAAAUCAGAGCACGAGAGGUUUUAUUUUUUGCGUUGUUAAUUCAGUAGAUAAUUGUUAAAGAUAAAGGUUGAUUAAAGGUAGUUUUCCCUGCGAGUAAGCUCUCUAUUUCGAGUGGAGAUCAUCUCCUUUUGCGUGUAGCUCGCGCGUGACUUUCUACGACAUCACCCAAAUAUAGAGCUUGCUUGCAGACUAAAAUAAUUCAUGGCGUCUUGGCAUUUGAGAUAACGGUCACUCCGAGGACGAAUACCAUAGUAUCAUUUGUUGGUCUCGAAUAAAUAAGUAAAUUUUUGGGGCUCUUAUUGUUUUGUUUUAGAGGAGGAGUGGUGAACCAGGAUGAUUUGUAUGAAGCACUGAAGACGGGCCAGAUAUGGGUACGUUUUUUUGUAACUACAUGUAAUAAAUAUCUGGCAUGACGGGCACUUCCAUGAUGCUCGAUCGCAUAAAAAGCUAACUAACUAACGUUAUUUGGAGAGAGACAUUUUCUAGAUAGAAUUAGAAUUUGAAAAACUGUUCAUUUUUUUUAUGAGAGGGUAAAGCACGAAUAUCCGCAGAAAAUUAAAGUAGGAUGAUGUUGGACAUUCCAACCGUUAUCCAACAACAUUCAGCACCACCCAACAAGGUGGUGUUAUGGAUCGAACAUUGUUGGAUCAAGUCGGGCCAACACCAUUCCGAUAAGGCAUCGAACAAAGUUAGAUGAAAUUGUCACAACAUGCUAGAUCCGUUUGAACAAGGCCUGAGUUGCAAAAAAAUGUAGCCAACUUGACGUGCGCCGAAGCAUUGAAUAGGGAGUUUAAAGCAACCAGGAAGGCAAAGGCAACAGGCUCAUCUUCCCUGCAAAACUACGACGGGAAACAUUGCCUUGUGACGUAUCAUAGAGCAUUUUAACACUCGACGACACAUUUUUCUUUCUCUUUUUAAACUUUGAUUCGCUCCCUUUUAAUCCAACUCCAGAAAACUCGCUUAUAAUUCAACCGUUGAGCCGGUUGAAAUAACAGCCCUAAAUUUUAGAAGAACGAGAAUGCUCUUUAUAAAUUGACGUCUCCUUUGCCGUCACCACCCUGGUUGCUUAUCCUUAAUACACUCUUUUCUUUUUUUGAGAAUAUCGAGGCUGAAAUUUGUGAAAUUUUAAGAAUAUUUGAAGAAUAAACUGAGAUUGAUUGAUAUUGAAAAGAUACAACUUUGUGUGUUGUGUAAUUACAAUACAUGGGGCGGUACAAUUAUACGUUUUUAACUUAACCGUAUGUGAAUUAUUCCUUUUUCUAAACUGCAAACGUAGAAAAAAAAUUGAAAGCCUUCUGCGCCUGCUAUAAUCAAAUGUUCAAUGCUAAUGACAGUUUGAUGAACGGUACAUGAUUUGUACGGUAAAUAUAGCACAAAAGAAAUGAACAAAACCGCCAAGAGCCGUAAGAAUAUUUUCAGCCUAAAAACGGCAGAAAAAUAAGAAUAUUCAGGCUGGGCCGGAUAAACAACAUUCGUACGUGGAAAGAGUGUAUCAUUUGAUUUCGUCAAAUUUUAAUUGAAAAAAUUUUAGUCGAACAUAGUCUGAUGACCGACUGUAUAGAGGCUCUGUGAGUUUGUCGUCAAUUAGUAAUAAACAAUUUUGUCUGUUUGGACCCUGGUAACUUGCUGGUGACAUGGCUUCUUUUUCCAGGGUGCUGGUUUGGAUGUAACAGUUCCUGAACCUCUGCCUUUGGAUCAUCCACUGCUCACCCUUAAGAACUGUGGUAAGAACUCUUCAUUCCCAUUCAUUUCAGAUUAUUUCUGCCUCUCUGUCUUCAAAAUUUUCCCCCUAUAUUUAAAGAAGGGGAUCCAUUGGGCUCUUGACAUCCAAUUCCUGGAAUAAGCCCUAGGAUCAGUAGUCCCGAUCUCAUGAAGAUGGAAACCAGGGGCACCCAACGAGAAUUAUCAAGUUUUGGUGAUUUUGUAUCGUAACAAUUUGCAUAAAACCAUAAAUUUGCCAUCUAUAUCCGUAUAAAAAUAGGGGAUUUUUAAAAAGUAGACAAGCCUAAAGGAUGCUGAAAGUCUAGUGAUCCGCAAAUAAUAGGGAUCCAAACUUACCUUUUCGAAAAUUUCAGCCAGAAAAAAGGCUCCCGAAAAUUCUAGGUUACCUUUUUAGGGUAAAAAUCCGUUAAAAUAGGCAAUUAUACCAUAUUUUAGAGGUUCGAAAAUCCUAGGAGAAGCAGGCAAGCAAGAAAUUUUACAACAAAUGUUCCGAAAAUUCUAGAUCUUAAAUCGUCUUCCGAACAGAUAUUUUUCCGAAAAUUGUCGUUGGGUGCCCCUGGGAAACAUUAGGUCUCUAUUACAGUCAACUCUCGUCAUGCGGACAGUUCGCUAUUAAGGCGACAGCAGCUACUACCCUAGUCUCCCUCGCAGCCGUUUUUUGGAUGUCACGCAAGGCCCCCCAACGUGACAUCCAAAAAAUGGCUGCAAGGGAGACUACUGCUACCCCGGCAAAAAAAUUAGCAAUCAUCUAAAGAAGUUUGCCGCAGGUCGAGAAGGGGCCAAGGCGGAUAACACCCUCCGCAAUCUGCAGAAUUGGUGAGAUCAUACUCAGCCUCAGCGUUGUUGAGAUCAUACUCAACCUCAUAUAGUAAUUGCUAAAUUAUUAUCGCAGCUAUGUACGAAACAUCAAUCCCUUAGAGCCCUUCAGUGUCACCAUUCUUUCCGUGUUUGAUCUUUCAGUUGUGCUUCCCCACAUUGGCAGUGCAGAGGAAUCCACAAGGGAGGCUAUGGCUGUUCUUGCCGCGAAAAAUCUCCUCGCGGGAUUGGCAGGAGAGAACCUCCCAGCUCAAGCAAAGCUUUGA